This is a messenger RNA of Pteropus alecto (black flying fox), 1985 nucleotides long. It is a transcript of the gene TTC9C, whose product is annotated as tetratricopeptide repeat domain 9C. Gene Ontology annotation, molecular function: protein binding. The coding region runs from base 766 to 1296 and encodes 176 amino acids. The transcript is spliced from 3 exons. The record is from RefSeq and is a predicted model, not a curated record. Lineage: Eukaryota; Metazoa; Chordata; Mammalia; Chiroptera; Pteropodidae.
GCGGGAUUACUUUUCUGGGGCUGCUUCUGAUUGGGCGGCGCGGCGCAAGGCGCGCGACCCUUUAAACAACAAACGGUCUGGAGACCUGAACCUGUCAUCUGGAUGCUCCCACCCGUAAACCGAAGCCCAGUGGGAGACUUCCGGGCUUGGGCAUCUGCAGAGGGCAAGGGACUGACUCUAGGGCUUUGAAGGACUUGCAACUGAGCAGCUCUGCGGCCGGUCAGUCUCGGCCUGUGGGUUGUGGUGCACAGGUCACAUUCACCUCGGUUCCCCGGCUUUUGGCACAGACGUCCACAAAUGCUUGUUGAAUACGUGCGAAUAAAGAGCUAGGAUGGAAGCAAUCCUUUGGGACUUUUCUGAGCAGUGUCCCCGCCUACUUCCUUCCACUUCCAGGUCAGGGGGGUGUGUCCAAAAGAAAGGGGAAAGCAAAUUCCGCCGGCAUUCGCACGCCUGCUACAAUUCCUUAGUGCGGCCUUUGCUUUUUAGGGGUCUCCUUACCCUGGAAUCGCCUCUUUAGAAAAAUCACUUCUCUGGCUUUACUAGUCUCAUCCUCUCCCUGAUUACUUCCCUGCACGUCUAGAGAUCGAAAAAUACUGCAGAGUGGAGAGGAAGAGGCUGUUGUAGAAACAAGCAAAGCUCAUUCCCCGGAGGGCCUCCUGGAGAAGGGUAAUUUCCUGCCUUCUUAAGUCGGCUAUCAAAAUCAGUAAUUUAACUCCCAUCUCCAGAGCUUCAGUUGCUCUUUCACUUCCCAGUUCCACAAGAGUAAUGGGCGACAGAGUUAUGGAGAAGCGCCUGCAGGAGGCUCAGCUGUACAAGGAGAAAGGGAACCAGCGUUACCGGGAAGGGAAGUACCGAGAUGCUGUGAGUAGGUACCAUCGAGCUCUACUUCAGCUGCGGGGUCUGGAUCCAAGUGUUCCCUCCCCGAUACCUAAUCUAGGACCUCAGGGUCCGGCUCUCACACCUGAACAAGAAAACACACUGCACACCAUCCAGACAGACUGCUACAACAAUUUAGCGGCCUGUCUCCUACAGAUGGAGCCAGUAAACUACGAACGGGUGAAAGAAUACAGUCAGAAAGUCCUGGAACGACAGCCUGACAAUGCCAAGGCCUUGUAUCGGGCUGGAGUGGCCUUCUUCCAUCUACAGGACUAUGACCAAGCUCGGCACUACCUCCUGGCUGCUGUCAGCCGGCAGCCAAAAGAUGCUAACGUCCGGAAGUAUCUCCAGCUAACACAGUCUGAACUCAGUAGCUACCAUCAGAAAGAGAAGCAGCUCUAUCUGGGCAUGUUCGGUUAACAAAGAAGAAGGACUCUCCUCCACUUGAACUUAGGUGAACCAUUAAAGACCCAUCAGUGAAACCUGAGCCUCAGAAGAGAAAUUAACCCCAUACCUCUGACCAAGGUGGAUUUCUGUCCGGUUUCUAGUUCUGCACAAACUCUUUACUAUUUUCACAGUUUGCCUCUUUUUUGUCUGUCCAUCUGUAUUUUAUAUAGCUUUCGUUUCAUGGUGUUUGGGGGACAUUUACCUUAAGAAAUAGAACCAGAAAACAUUCAUUAGCUAUGGGUGGAAUUAAUCAUAUCUGUGGCAUAGAUUAUAAUGACAGAUGUUGUUAGGUGUAUUAGAGGGGAAGGCUCGCAGAGGAUGAAAUAACAAUAGGAAGAAAGUAGUUUCUUUCUUUUUUUCCUCAGAUGCCCAAAAGCCAAAGUUACACAGGCUGCAAACUGAACAAUAUAUUGCUUUUGUGAAACUACACAAUUAUAAAUUGGGCCCAUGUGUCUUAAAAUGAAAAAUUUGAAAUUAACCAUGUUUGAUUAAGUUAAUUCCUUAUUCUUAAUAUUCCACAUACAUUCAGAUUUUUUCCCCCCUGCAAGAGUAUCUGGUUCCUGUGGUUUCUCUUGGUAAUUUCUUGUCCUUGUUAUUGUUUAUACUCGGAUCAUGAAUAUAGUAUACUUAUUUUUUUCAUUAAACUCUUUUCUCUUAAAAUC